Messenger RNA from Populus nigra (black poplar), 2656 nucleotides. RefSeq lists its product as uncharacterized. Lineage: Eukaryota; Viridiplantae; Streptophyta; Magnoliopsida; Malpighiales; Salicaceae. The transcript has 3 exons. Gene Ontology annotation, biological process: regulation of DNA-templated transcription. The coding region runs from base 1379 to 2512 and encodes 377 amino acids. Gene Ontology annotation, cellular component: nucleus. Gene Ontology annotation, molecular function: RNA binding; transcription coregulator activity. The record is from RefSeq and is a predicted model, not a curated record.
CUUGCCUGCAAGAACUUGGGUCUUGAGGAAGGCAUGUUGGUGUGAGUGCAGUCUUGGAUCAUGAUCUCAGGGGAUUUGGUUUUUCUAUUAUGGUCAAUAUAUUUAUGGGAAAUGCAACUAUCAUUAUUUUGAGUGGUAUGGGAACUUCAUCGGAUGCUUUUGUCAUUUUGCUGGAAAGCCAUUUUUAUGUGUAUGUUCAGGGAUGUUGGGGGACUUAAUAAAAUGGUUUUGUAUAGCAUGGGGAAAACAAAUAUUGUCCUGUACAAGCUGUUUUCUCUUAAGGAUAAUUGAGAUGCAACAUGGUCUGUGAGUGUUUUUGGAUACCACCAUUAUCAAUUGCAACAGUAACCUUGAUUUAAGUGGUAAGGGACAAUGGGGCUGGUAUGUUUGGGGUGUGAUCAAGUGUGCAGGCUGCCUUUCGACACCUGGAAUUAUUGCAGCUAGCUGAUGGGUAUCUGGCUCAGGUUUUUUUUUUUUAGUUGGUGGUAAAUUCCUGGUAACUGGUAAAUUCUAGAAGGUUGAGUUGAAUGGUUCUUAGUAGCUGUUCAGGAAUUCUACUUUUCAGCAUUGUUACAUCAAGUCUGAAGUCCAUAAGAACUGGGGAAUUCUAUUAUCAUCUCAUUUUUUCUAGUCUCUGUUGUGCUGUUUAGUUUUUGUUUAAUUGGUGAUUAUUUAGUCUGGGAAGUUGCUGCAUACCUCUUUAAAAUCUUGGGUGAUGGUCUCCAUUGGGUUCCGAUUUCCAAUAUACUUUAAUUGGCUGUAUGGGGCAGGUAUUAACCGGUGGCAGAUUGAACAUAAAAAGUACCAUUUUGUGUCAAGGCAGGUUGUAAUGGCUUCAGCCUACCUUCUACCUUGAGCUAUGGGGUACUGUGGUUGAUAGGAACAUAUAUUGUAUGAACUGUUUCUAAUAAAACACUCUGGUUUCUGAAGAUAAUUGGGACUAAUUGGUAGCUACUUGAUUUUGUGAAUUAUUUGGCUACUGUGAACAUUAGUGUCUUCUACUGGUGGAGUACUUGGUCUUCCUGCCCUUAUUGAAGCAUGUUUUGUCUGAAGUUCCUGGGACGUACUUGUGAUUGGGUUUUGCUGGUCCGUGCUGGAUUCAAAGUUUCAUUCCCAUUGCUAUUGUGAAGUUAUGGCUGCUCCUGAUAAACUGUAUUGGUGUUGGUAGUUCAGUGCUUAGGCUAGAAACAUAUCUUUAAGGAUGCUGUUGGUGAUGAAAUAGUUGGGGAUGGCAUGUUAAAGUAGGAAAACUGGACUUGAUUUGUUCUCGUAUAUAGAUUGUGGUGAUUUCAAGUAAUUGGUUUUAGUUAUCUUCCCCUCCAGUUGUAUUCAAUAUAAUGUGGGCUAUCAUUCUGAGAGAUAGCAACAGACCUUUAUCAUGCAAACGCCUCACUCUCCCACGCUUGAUAUCUCCUUUUAUACCACUUUUUAUGGGGAGAUGCCCUACCUGAUGAUUGAUGUCUUUGCAAUUUUGUUGAAUUGGUUAUUUCACAGUUUUUGGGUUAAAUCUGCGGCUAGCAUUACUACUUUGCACCAACAAAAUUUCUCCCUUGUUUUUGGGGGUUGCUCAUCUUUAGACUUUGCUGGCUUUUUUCCAGGGUAUAGACUUCGUGCAGGUUCUGGUUCUCCUGUACGUCGUAGGGAUGCAGAUCGCCGAUACAGUUCUGAUUUUGAUAAUUCGGGGGCCCCACCUCGAGGUCGUGAUUUUAGCAAUGGGAGGGAUCGUGGUAGAUUUCGAGAUUCUUCACCCCCUUAUGCUCGAGGAAGAGGUGGUGGCAGACCACUUGGCAGAGGUUUUGAUGGGCCUGGAUUUGGUCCCGGGCCUCUUAGAGGGGAGGGCGUGAGUAGGAAUAAUCCAAAUGUACGCCCAAGGGAAGGCGACUGGAUCUGCUCUGAUCCUUUAUGUGGCAACCUGAACUUUGCAAGGAGAGAGUAUUGUAACAACUGCAAAAGGCCUCGAUAUAGACCUGGGGGAAGUCCUCGGCGGGGUUAUCCCGGCCCUCCACCUCCACAUGCUCCUCCAAGACGCUUUCCUGGUCCUCCAUUGGAUCUUUCUCCAGGCAGGACCAUGAAUGGCUAUAGGUCUCCUCCUCGAGGUUGGUCCAGAGAUGGACCCAGAGAUUUUGGGCCUGGUGGUCCUCCACCUCCUAGGCAAGGAGGCAGGUUUUCUGACCAUGAUAUGCGGAGGGAGCGGUCUGAUUAUCCAGAUGAUGAGUACAGGGGGAGGAACAAAUUUGAUAGGCCUAUGCCAAUGGACUGGGGUCAUAAAGACCGUGGAAGGGAUGGCCUUUUCAAUGAAAGGAAAGGGUUUGAGAGGCGGCCACCCUCUCCACCUCUACCUCCACCUUCACUUCCUCAACGUGGCAGAUGGGGACGUGACGGGAGAGAUAGGAGCAGAUCACCAAUUAGGGGAGCCCCACCACCAAAAGAGUUUCGACAGGAUAUGUACAUGGAGCGGGGGCGAGAUGAUCGGCAUCCUGUUGGGCGAGACAGAAUGAGACAUGUGUAUUGACAGUAGUGAGGCUAUGGAGUUUGAUUGGUUCAUCUUGGUAUAAUAGUAAUUGUGCUCUUUGUUGGGUGAUGAUGGAUGUUAUGGCACAGCUCUGAAUUUAUUUGCGUUUUCCGACUAUUUUAAAGAUUGCGUGAUUUUUGUUUA